Dendrobium catenatum is the source of this 1826-nucleotide messenger RNA. Its product is annotated as pentatricopeptide repeat-containing protein At3g53170. The transcript has 2 exons. NCBI's taxonomy places the organism in Eukaryota, Viridiplantae, Streptophyta, Magnoliopsida, Asparagales, Orchidaceae. The coding region runs from base 114 to 1520 and encodes 468 amino acids. Gene Ontology annotation, molecular function: protein binding. The record is from RefSeq and is a predicted model, not a curated record.
GAUAACUCAAAAAUGAACCGGCGGUCGCCGCAGAAAGCAAGCAACUUCUUAUCCCUGGCCACUCAGCUUUCCUGCCUCAGGCGUUCUCUUCCAUUCGUCUCCACCCCGCUUCAAUGGAACUCCAUUCUAUCACCUCUUCCUCAUGGUCCAUUUCUUCUCCCUUUGAUCCUCCAGGGGAAAGAAGACGUUCGCUUCCUGUUUUCUCGGCAAAGAAAAGCUCCGAUUUUGAAGGACUCUUGAAGACAUCGAAGGGGGAACUAUCCAAAAUUUUGAGGACGGAAGCGGCAGUCAUAGGCAUUGAGAGGAAAGCAGGGUCGUCCAAGUUUAAUAACCUCUGGCCUAGGGCAGUUCUUGAGGCGCUCGACGACUCCAUCGCCAGUAAUCGAUGGGAAUCCGCCCUCAAGAUUUUUGCAUUACUUCGCAAACAACACUGGUAUCGUCCAAAAGGUCAAACUUAUGCAAGGCUAUUAAUGAUGCUAGGGAAGUGCAGGCAGCCAGAGCAAGCCUCCUCACUCUUCACAACCAUGCUCUCUGAAGGUUUCAACCCAACAUUAGAUGUUUACACAUCACUAGUAGCUGCAUUUGGCCAUUCUGGUUUAUUGGAUGAAGCAAUAAGUACUAUUGAUGAAAUGAAAACUAUCUCAGAUUGCAAACCAGAUGCCUUCACUUACACCAUCCUCAUUGGGUGCUGCACUAAAUUGCAACGAUUUGAUCUGAUUCCUUCACUGCUUGCUGAAAUGUCUUACUUGGGCAUACAAUGUACUGUAGUCACUUAUAAUACAAUAAUAGAUGGUUAUGGCAAAGCUGGCUUACUUGAAGAAAUGGAGAAUUCUCUCACUUUGAUGCUUGAAUGUGGAAGCUGUGUACCUGAUAUAUUCACAUUGAACUCGAUCGUAUCUGCGUAUGGAGAUAACAGAAGGAUAAGCGAAAUGGAAAAGUGGUAUGUCGAGUUUCAGCACAUGGGCAUUGACCCUGAUCUGACUACAUUCAAUAUUUUAAUUAAUUCGUAUGGUAAGAUUGGAAAGUAUGAGAAAAUGAACAAAAUUAUGAACUUUAUGAAGAAAAGGUAUUUUUCUCCCAGCUUAGUUACAUUCAAUACAUUGAUUGAAUGUUUUGGGAAAGCUGGAAAAGUUGAUAAGAUGGAGUAUUAUUUUAGGUUGAUGAAAACUCAAGGAAUCAAACCAAACUCCAUUACAUACUGCUCGCUUGUUAGUGGAUAUGUCAAAGCAAAGCUUGUAGAGAAGGUUCCUUUCCUCAUUAGAGAGAUAAAAAACACUGAUGUUGUUCUUGAUACUCCUUUCUUUAACAGUGUAAUCAAUGCAUAUGGGCAAGCUGGAGAUAUAGAUAUAAUGAAAGAAAUGUUCUUGCUCAUGAAGGAAAAUAAAUGUAAGCCUGAUUAUAUCACCUUUGCCACAAUGAUAAAAGCAUACAAUAGCAUGAGCAUGGAUGUAGAGGCCCAAGAGUUGAAGGAUAAGAUGCUUAAAUUGAAAAGUGAAAUACAGACAUGCAGAGGGGGAUAAUGAACGAAGAUAAUUACUCUGAAGGGGCCAACCAUAAAAAGAACUAAGCAAUUGAAACAAUUUGAAAUUGCCUGGUCGUAGUGAAGGAGCUUGAUCUUUGAAACCAGCAAAUGGCUUCAUCUCAGCAAUGUUAUGAAUAUUGAGUCUCUGGUGGGAGUAAGUAUGGUUCAAAACCUUCUAAAAUUUAUUGAUCAUUAACCAUUCCUAAAGCUUUUUUCUUGAAGUUCAACAUUGCACCAUGCCUCUUAGCUUUCCCUAUCAAGUUUCCUUGUAGUUAUUUUUGCAAAUUAACUAAAGCCACACAAG